GAAAAUGAAAUCCAAGAAGAAUGAGAAGACAAAUGCAGAAAAAGUAUCAGUUUAUGUGCCGGGUAUCCCAGAGCCAACAAGCAGAGCUGAGCUCAUCCAGCACUGGAUUAAUUUGUCUUUGGAUGAUAAGACUGCCAACAAGAUGUUGUGGAUUUCUGAAAAUGGGUCUAAGGUGUGUCGUAGAACUGAGGAGGUUUGUCCUGUCCUGGAUAGACCAGAGAGAUACGAGUACUCUCCACAGGUGUUGUGCAAAGAAGGCAUCUGGAACAUGAGGGCUUACUGGGAGGUAGAAACCUCAGGGUGGGUGGUAAUUGGAGCUACCUAUGAAGGAGCAGGAAGGAGGGCAAAUUCUGGGCCUAGUGGCCUGGGAGAGAAUGAUGAGUCCUGGGGUCUUUGUUGGUCAGGGACGCGUUUCCAGAUUUGGUUCAAUGGUGUAAACAAGGACAUAAACAAUGUCCCAUUUUACUCCACAAUUGGAGUUUACGUCGACCAGCCUGCAGGGAUUAUAAACUUUUAUGCUGUAACUGGUGAAGGAGCAGAGAGGGAGGUUAAGCUGUUGUAUAAAGUUAAGACUACUAUUGAGAAGAAGAUUCUUCCAGGUUUCUGGAUGGGAAUUGAGUCCUCAUGCAGGAUACUGAGGAAAAUAGAAUGAACAGCUGUAGCUAAAAGUGAACAAAUCUAUCUAUUGAGCAGUCAGGUCUUGACAGGAGUGGCUAAUGUUUUAUUCACAUAUUGCUAUAAUUCUAAUUUAACUCCUAAAAUAGAUUUUAGUCACAUAUAUUAAAACUACAUACAUUAAUCAAAUAUGCAUCAGUGCUAUUCUCUUUGGGACUUGGUAAAACACAUUUUAUAUAUAUACUUAGAGUUAGGAGCUAUUUGUAUGUUUUGCUGUUACGACAUAGCCAAUGUUGGCAUCAACAGUAGAUUACCUACCAGUCUAGAGAAAACUUGAGUCAAGCAUCAAACUUCAUUCCUUUACUUGCCAAGAGCUGUCUCCAGCAGUGGAAAACAAUGGCAUUGUUUUGCUUUUAGUUCUGUCACUUCUUUUCCUCUACUGAAGUUAGCAUGCUAAACAGCUAGCCCAAACCUCAUCCAGCCUGUCUCGAUUUUCCAAUCACUAUAGAGUCCACGCUGCCCUGGUAGUGGUGCUGCUUAGAGGACAUAUUCUAACUUUCUUGUAUUGUAAAUACAAUGACGGCAGAAACUUUUAGCAAGCGACCAUCACCACCAGCUGCUCCUGGCAAAAAACUAUUUACAGAUGGCAAAUAUUUUUCUAUUUUUGUCUACUUCUUAGUCUGAUACACCUUUAUUGUGUAUUGUGUGCCUAG
Molecule: messenger RNA, 1328 nt
Organism: Lates calcarifer (barramundi perch)
Lineage: Eukaryota; Metazoa; Chordata; Actinopteri; Centropomidae
Product: tripartite motif-containing protein 16-like protein
Exons: 4
Coding region: 5-652 (215 amino acids)
Molecular function (GO): protein binding
Source: RefSeq, a predicted model, not a curated record